CUCUACCCGCAUACCGGUACACGCCAAGAGAGCAUAUACCCCCACCAGCUCCAAUCACUGUUGCAAUUGCAAUUCCUUGCUUAUCGUGCCUUCUCUUCUGCUUCAUACUUUUGCAUUUGGCUUCUUGUUCUGCUGUUAUCGCCAUUGCGAGAUGUCUCAAGACGCUUCCUCCGUGCCAUUUGUUCCCGUUCGGAGUACCUCUCGCAGACAAAACGGCAGUCAUCCCGGUGGUCAUGCGCAGUGCUCUUCCGAUCCGGGUUUCCAAUCGCAACCCCCGCCGCAUAUACCCUGGUCAGCAAUUGUCAACAACGGUACCGCUGCUCAGGACGAUACAACACAAGCCCAACACGGAAAACACUUCUCUCAGUCUACCGUUGGAGCUGACCUUGCAGCUUACUUAAAUGGUCAAGACAGUGAGUUUCAAGAUGGGACCUAUGUGCGUGCGAAACCGCCCGUGGAGGUGCUUAACGGGGACACGAAGCAUGACAGACGCGUUAAGCUUUCUACGGUACUUAACGCUGUUCUACAUGUUGGAGGAGGGAAGAUAAGGGGCCGGCUUGUUCUGACCAUCAAGGACUCCAAACGUCAUCCAGUCAAGAUUGGUGAUCUUGCAUUGGACCUUGUCGGUGUUGAGGUCCUUCCUCAUGCAUCGAAGCAAGGUAUAUUCUUCAGCAUCACUUCCCAUCUCAUCACGCCAAAAUCAAAUCCGGCUCCUGGAAACUUAGUGCACGCGUACACUGGCUGUGAUGAUCAAGGAUACUGGCUGGCCAAGACCGGCACUCAAGCACAGGCUUUCGAGCUCCCACUCCCACUCAAUGUCGGCCCGGGAACAUUUUACUCGGAAGAUGCAGAGAUCCGGUACCUCCUUGCAGCCACUCUCCGCUACAAAAGCAAUGACAAGAUCUCCGUUGUUCGCACGGUCACAACUCUGCUCCUCUAUCCGUGUCUGGAUCCAGAGAAGGCUUUGCUUCCACUCGAGUACCCCUUGAGGAGCACUGAAGAAGGUCGCCAACUUCUCGGUGGUCAAGGAGUCGUGACAUUGGUUGCUCAGAGUCACAGGACGACAUGGAUUGCCGGUCAACUGGCGUUUGUUGAGCUCCAUAUCUCGAACCAGAGUGCCCGCACCAUUCGUCACGUUCAGAUGAAGCUUGUUCGACAUGUCAUUUCCUUCAAGCGCCCUGGAGCAUUUUCUUUCAACCGACCGGCUGGGCAGCUCCGUGUGCCGGACAGAAUCAAGACGCGUGUUGUGUCUUCCACUGCAAUACAUGCGGGUCACGAGACCGACCUCCCAGGUUACCGCUGGAGGGGCGUUGCUCCGAAAAGUAUCGACUCCUCAACGCUGCGCAUCCAGGUUCCUGGUGAUCAGCUCACUGUGAGAGAAGGCCGGUACUUCGAAGUGAAAUACUUCAUCAACAUCGCCGUCAGCGCUACCUUAAGUCACAAUGUCCACGUGCAGAUCCCCGUUACGAUCGUCAAUAUUCUGAGUUUGGACACCAACCCGGAUGAUCUGUUUGAUGUGGCGGCCGCUAUCCGUCGUGAGCGUCGUCGCUUGUCGCAGCCCAAUAUGAAUGAGUCGGCGCAGAAUAGUCGGGUUCUUCCACGUAUGUCAGCUCAGACGUUUCUUGCUGCUCAAGCACCUGCACCGGCUGAGCUUACGGGCUCUCCGGCCAUUCGGUCUCACACUCCAAUUGAGCCGGCCGCGGAGGAGGCAAAGGAAGUCGAAGAUGGUGGACCGGAAGAUGACUCGAUUUUGCGCUUGGUAUUUGCUGCCAAGACUAAGCCUUUGGACAUUAAGCGUCUUGACGACGGCGAUGGCACAAAUCGCUUUCUCAUCCCCGGACGUAACGGGGUGGUAGCUGUUAGCGAUCCCCGCGAACCCCCUGCUCAGACCUAUGAGCGGCGCGAGGUAAGUGCAGGUGGGCAUACGAGAAGAGCGUCUAAUAUUGCGCCUUUUGCGAAGUUGCGGCCGAGCUUGGAUGGUGAGGAUGAGUCGCCGAGAACUCGAAGGAUCCGCCGUACCGCUUCACUUGAUGUCAGCAAGAUGCAAGGCGCAACCCAGACGUUGGACAGGAUCUUCGAGGGUGGAAGUGACGAUAACGACGUGAGUGGAGACUUGCGAAGAAGUCGGUCGCUCGACAAAGGGCGUCGGACUUCCCUGGGUAUGGGCCUUCAUCUGAGUCAACCUAUGUAGCUUUCACCGUCUCGUACCUGUAUGUCUUGGCUGACCAUUUGCAGGUCGCCGUUGAUUGAGGAGACGUCGACAAUGAGCGACCGUUAGUCUGUUGAAGAGUAGACAUAUGGGAAGGCAUACAGCUACAGAAGUUGUCGAUUAUAUGGUAGAGCUUUCAGUAUCUUUAUAUUAUUGGUCAAGAAG
This is a messenger RNA of Saitoella complicata NRRL Y-17804, 2374 nucleotides long. RefSeq lists its product as uncharacterized. Lineage: Eukaryota; Fungi; Ascomycota; Saitoellomycetes; Saitoellales; Saitoellaceae. Gene Ontology annotation, biological process: protein transport. The transcript has 7 exons. Gene Ontology annotation, cellular component: cytoplasm. Bases 152 to 2191 code for a protein of 679 amino acids. The record is from RefSeq and is a predicted model, not a curated record.